This is a messenger RNA of Acanthopagrus latus (yellowfin seabream), 3929 nucleotides long. Its product is annotated as sialic acid-binding Ig-like lectin 12. Bases 154 to 2952 code for a protein of 932 amino acids. Lineage: Eukaryota; Metazoa; Chordata; Actinopteri; Spariformes; Sparidae. The record is from RefSeq and is a predicted model, not a curated record. The transcript has 12 exons.
GUGACUUCCUGAUCUUCAAGUCAACUCUUGCAGGCGGCUGAAAUAAAAUAAAGGUGCAAAAACAUUUGAGGAACUUCACUCUUCUCUAUAUCGUUUAUCUGCCUGCUUGAAAGAACUGGAGAAAAUAGUUUCUGCCUCUCCUGACACACAGAGAUGGCUGCAGCUCUGACUGUCCUUCUCAUCGGCUGUCUGCUGCAAACUGCCCUGUGUGGACAGUUCAAGACCAUUAUACCACAGACUAUAAAAGUCCUGAGUGGAUCCUGUGUGACCAUCCCCUGCUCCUUUGAUGUAGAGGACCAGUAUAUCUCACGUAUUGAUGGAACAUGUAGAGCAAUGUGGAAAUCUGAUGAACAGACUGUUGUGUUUGACAGCAGUAAUCCACAAUCAAGUGCAAUACAAGGAGAACUGAAAGGAGACUUGACAAGAAGAGACUGCAGCACAACCCUGAACAACAUGAGACCUGAGCACAGCAAGGAAUAUUUAUUAAGAGUGCAAUGUGAUCACUUCAAACAUAGUUUUCGUGACCAGAAGUUGCACAUUUCAGUCACAGAUGAUCCACCCACACCGACUCUGACUCCGUCCACACUGAAGGUGGAGGAGGGAACCUCAGUGAGUUUGAAGUGCUCUGCUCCAGCUCCCUGUCUGUCUCAUCCUCCAGCUCUGACAUGGACCUCCAGCCUGGGUCACAUUCAGGAGUCACUGCAGGAGAAUCUGGACAGAACUAAAGUCCAGACCUCUGUUCUGACCUUCACUGCUUCUCGCCUUCAUCACGGAAAGAUAAUCUCCUGUACUGCAGUCUACAACAAACAAGAUGGCAGCUCUCAGUCAGUUAGCACCAGUUUGACAGCUGAUGUUUCACGGUCUUCACAGUUUAUCGCCUUCAUGCCACAGACUAUAGAGGUUCUGAGUGGAUCCUGUGUGACCAUCCCCUGCUCCUUUGAUGUAGAGGACACAUAUAAAUCAAACGUGGAUGAAACAUGUAGAGCAGUGUGGAAAAAUGAUCAAGGGACUGUUGUGUUUAACAGCAGGAAUCCACAAACUACAGGACAUUUGACAGGACAUUUGACAGGAAAGUUAACAAACAGAGACUGCACCACAACCCUGAACAACAUGAGACCUGAGAACAGCAUGAAGUAUUUUUUCGGACUUGAAUGCGACAAUGGCCUUGAAUAUGAUUUUAAAACAAGACAGAUGGACAUUUCGGUCAAAGAUGAUCCACCCACACCGACUCUGACUCCGUCCACACUGAAGGUGGAGGAGGGAACCUCAGUGAGUUUGAAGUGCUCUGCUCCAGCUCCCUGUCUGUCUCAUCCUCCAGCUCUGACAUGGACCUCCAGCCUGGGUCACAUUCGGGGCUCACUGCAGGAGAAUCUGGACAGAACUAAAGUCCAGACCUCUGUUCUGACCUUCACUGCUUCUCGCCCUCAUCAUGGAAAGAUAAUCUCCUGUACUGCAGUCUACAACAAACAAGAUGGCAGCUCUCAGUCAGUUAGCACCAGUUUGACAGCUGAUGUUUCAUUGUCUUCACAGUUUAUCACCUUCAUGCCACAGACUAUAGAGGUUCUGAGUGGAUCCUGUGUGAACAUCCCCUGCUCCUUUGGCGUAGAGGACAAAUAUAAAACAAAAGAGGAUGAAACAUGUAGAGCAGUGUGGAAAAGUGAUCAAGGGACUGUUGUGUUUAACAGCAGGAAUCCACAAACUACAGGACAUUUGACAGGACAUUUGACAGGAAACUUAAAAAACAGAGACUGCACCACAACACUGAACAACAUGAGACCUGAGAACAGCAUGAAGUAUUUUUUCAGACUUGAAUGCAAUGGUGUGCAAUAUAAUUUUUUACAAAAACAGGUGGACAUUUCAGUCAAAGAUGAUCCACCCACACCGACUCUGACUCCGUCCACACUGAAGGUGGAGGAGGGAACCUCAGUGAGUUUGAAGUGCUCUGCUCCAGCUCCCUGUCUGUCUCAUCCUCCAGCUCUGACAUGGACCUCCAGCCUGGGUCACAUUCAGGAGUCACUGCAGGAGAAUCUGGACAGAACUAAAGUCCAGACCUCUGUUCUGAACUUCACUGCUUCUCGCCUUCAUCAUGGAAAGAUAAUCUCCUGUACUGCAGUCUACAACAAACAAGAUGGCAGCUCUCAGUCAGUUAGCACCAGUUUGACAGCUGAUGUUUUGUACUCACCCAAACACACCACAGUGUCAGUCAGUCCCUCUGGUCCAGUACCAGAAAACAGCAUUGUGACUCUGACAUGCAGCAGUACUGCCAACCCAGCAGUAAGGAGCUACACCUGGUACAGAGCUGACGGAGGUCAGGAGACUGUCAUGGGGACUGGACAUGUUUUAAACAUUAAAGCUUCAAGAGACAUUGGUCCUUUUUUCUGCGAGGCAGAAAAUGCUAUUGGAUCUGGACGGUCCAACAUCAGUCAAAUAGAUGUUCACAUUGCUCCACAGAUCCUGUCCUCAUAUGGCUGCAUUCAAACUGCAGACCAGCUCAACUGUUCCUGUGAGACUGUGGGGAAUCCUCCUCCUGCUCUACAGUGGUAUUUGGAUGGGUUACCUGUCAAUCACUCUGACAGGUUUGCAAUCAGCAGUGGGCCUCUAAACGUCUCUGGUCUGAGGAGCAUCAUCACUGUGAGUCAACCACAACAGAGGGAUCUUUCCACUUUGCUCUGCCACAGCUCCAACUCCCUGGGAUCAGCUACUCAGAGAUUUUUGGUCUACAGCCUCGAGCCUCACGGUCCUGAACAGUAUCUUGGACCGUACAGUGGACUUCUUCUCUUGGCUGGUGCUGCUGUAUUUCUCUGUGUGAACAUCUUCUUCACAGUCUACGUGGUGUUGCUUUGCAAAGCAAGAAAGAGUGUGAAGCCAAAAGAGGAGGACAGAACCUACAUGUCACUGGAGCGUAGAGACUUAUCUCCAGAGUAUGACGUCAUCGGCCACACUCCAAAAUGACCACGUCAGCUUCCUCUGACGAUGAGCCUGAUAAUUAUCAGGUAACAUACUGAAAGGUUUUAUUGCUUUUUUCAUACUUCAUAUUUUGUUACUCUGCUCUCUCUUGAAAUGCUUCAAAUUCACAGUUAUGAGUGUUUGAGUAUUUAUUUUUUGCUGAGAAACAUUCACAAAACAUUAGAAGUAUAAAAUGUAAUUCAGAUGAAUACUUUCUCCAUGAAAACUUUCAUGUAAAAUGAUAUCAAGUCUGUUUCAAACUUCAUCAUAGUGUGCUUGAUUACACUAUAUGUUAAUGCUUCAGGUGGUGAGGUUUUCACUUCUGUUGGUCUUGAAGUUCAGCUGGUCUGCAGUAGUAGGUUUGAUUUAGAGCAGAAAAUACAUUUUGAAUGAAGAGACAAGACAUCUUUCUUGUGAUUUUCUUAAUAGGAAGUGAAAUAUUGUGAAGGAAUAUGGACAGAACAGGAUUCAUGUGGCACUUGAUGGAAGAAACAAGACUCAGAAACAAAGUGUAAUUACAAAAUGACUGUCUCAACACUGAGCUUCAUCUAGCAAUACUAGAGAAUGUCCUCCCAAACAGAGUAACGGCACGUGUUUUGGCAAAUACUCUCUGGAGUCCAUGGUAAAUAUAGGGCAAAGGAGUGUGAGGGAAAUGCCCCUUUAUUAUUUUGAUAUGUUCUUGUAUAUGAAAUCUAAGAAAUACUAGAGUGCAUAGGUGAGAACUCAGUUAAGUAUGUAUAUAUUGAGAUAAUGUGUAACCUGAGGUCGAUGUGGAGAUGGUGGGAAUUGUUUUUGUGAGUUCACAUGUAACCUUGUGACUGCUGCAAUUGUGCAUAUUGGGUUCUGAUAUUAUAAAAUGAUAAGGAGAGACCGCCUCUCUUCAGUCAUCAUCUAUGUGCAGCUGAUGAGUGACUCUUGCUUGCAAACAAUAAAGAACUUCUAGAAGAGAAACAUUAUGUCGAACUCUGUGUUUUGACCAACUC